AUGAAGAAUACUUGUUGUGUUCCGCAUUGCGAAAGCAAGCGUCGUAAUUUUAAAUUACAUUGUUUUCCAAAGACUGAGAUAGGACUCAAGUGGGUGGAAAAAAUUAAUUGUGAAAAAUUAAAGCAGCUCAGUGCAGAAGAACUACAUAAGUUUUUUGUGUGUCACAAGCACUUCGAGGCGAGAUUUGUUACCGGCAGUUGGCGUCUUCGCCAUUUUGCUUAUCCCACCUUAUUUACGGCUGACGAAAUAAAUACUGGAAUACCUGCUCUGGAAAUGGAAAACUAUGGUAAUCUACUUAUUUUCCUAUUAGGGAUGCCUUCUUUGAUGUUGUAUUUUUAG
Messenger RNA from Parnassius mnemosyne (clouded apollo), 339 nucleotides. The record is from the annotation of a GenBank genome assembly. Lineage: Eukaryota; Metazoa; Arthropoda; Insecta; Lepidoptera; Papilionidae.